AUGGGUACCGGAAAGAAAGAAGCGUCUCGCCGCAGCCGCGAGGGAAAGCAGAAGGAUGGCAACAUCAAGGUCAAGGGCGAGAACUUUUACCGCUCAGCCAAAAAGGUGAAGCAGCUGAACAUGUACAAGGAGGGCAAGGCGCAGCGCGAUUCCGAAGGCAACAUCACCAAGGCCGCCUCCUACCAGAGCCGCGACAUCCCCACCGCUGUCAUCGAGCCCAACCGCCGAUGGUUUCAGAACUCGCGUGUCAUCAGCCAGGAAUCCCUGACGGCCUUCCGCAGCGCCAUGGCCGAGCAGGCCAAGGACCCCAACCGCUUCCUCCUCAAGAGCGCCAAGCUGCCCAUGUCCCUGAUCCGCGACGAGACGUCCACCACGAAGCAGAAGCCCGUCCUCGCCGACUCCUUUGCCGACGUCUUUGGCGACAAGGCCACCCGCAAGCGUGUGACGAUGAAAGAUUUUAGCACGCUCGAUGACCUGGCAGACACCGCGCGGCUGAGCAUGCGGUCCUUUAAUGACCGCCGCUCGGCCCUCGUCCAGAACGGCCUACUGAGCGCCGCCGCUGCUGCGAGUGAGGGCGUGGAGUCGGCCAUCGUGGAUAAGGCCCUGGAAGAGCUGGACUAUGUGCCGCCAGAGGUGGGCCACGAGGAAGCCGAUGCCUCGUCGGGUUCGCGGAUGGAGCCUAUAUUCAGCAAGGGCCAGAGCCGGCGUAUCUGGAACGAGUUGUACCGGACAAUCGACUCGUCCGAUGUCAUUAUCCACGUCUUGGACGCCCGGGACCCCAUCGGCACUACAUGCCGGACCAUUCAAGACUACAUUAAGAAUGAUGCGCCGCAUGUGAGUAUCUCACGCUGA
Messenger RNA from Sporothrix schenckii 1099-18, 852 nucleotides. RefSeq names its product nuclear GTP-binding protein. Gene Ontology annotation, cellular component: nucleolus. Lineage: Eukaryota; Fungi; Ascomycota; Sordariomycetes; Ophiostomatales; Ophiostomataceae. The record is from RefSeq and is a predicted model, not a curated record. Bases 1 to 852 code for a protein of 283 amino acids. The transcript has 2 exons.